Nerophis lumbriciformis (worm pipefish) is the source of this 1534-nucleotide messenger RNA. Its product is annotated as receptor activity-modifying protein 1-like. Gene Ontology annotation, molecular function: coreceptor activity. The record is from RefSeq and is a predicted model, not a curated record. Lineage: Eukaryota; Metazoa; Chordata; Actinopteri; Syngnathiformes; Syngnathidae. Gene Ontology annotation, biological process: intracellular protein transport; regulation of G protein-coupled receptor signaling pathway; cellular response to hormone stimulus. Gene Ontology annotation, cellular component: membrane; cell surface; signaling receptor complex.
UCAAGCAUUACUGUACUUUUCAUCCACAGGGGACGUUACCACCGAGAACCAUCAGCAAAAAUGAUGAUGUUUACUUACUCGCUGCUGGCAUUUGUCUUCUUCUGCACAGGGCUGUCUGUGAAAAGUAUCUACCCAUGCGACAAGCAUAUGUUCGAAAGUAACGUUCACAUCUGCAGCUCAGUUUUUAACAAGAGCAUGGAGACAAGUGGACAUCAUGAAAGAUGCACAUGGCCAGCUGUAAAACGCAUCUACAAUCAACUGAAGCUUUGUGUGGACCACUGGGCAAAGACGUCCUUGUGUCUGAGUCGGGGGUCUCUGGUGGACGACUUCUUCCAGGAGGUCCAUCAGGAGUACUUUGCGUCCUGUGGACGCGUCCACGACCCCCCACUCACUACCAUGAUCAUGCUAAUAGCACCGGGUAUCAUUGCCACAGUUUUCCUGCCCCUUCUCUGCAUCAAACUCACUACAUGGAACAUCGAGAUGCCCAACACUUUGGGACUGUGAGAUGCGGGUUCGACAAAAGAAUAUGUUUUACUCAUUUGUUCACACUUUAUUUUUUAUUUUUUUGUAUCCACUUUUUAAAUGUUUUCUCCCAUCCAACCUGCAGACACACCCACCCUAUCCAAGUAAAGCAACAAUACCUAAAGGGGGCCCUAUUAUGCAAAACCAACUUUUCUUACCAAUUGGCACCUGCUGUUGUGUAUUUGGGAUCUGCAUAAGUCCCGAAAAUAUGACAUCAAACCGUGCAAAUAAAAAUAAUCUUGCCUUCCUUCAUUCUGGAAUUUUCCCUACUAGUGACGUUUAUCUCCAGAUAUUUACCCAAACUUCUUUGUAGUCCAACGUUGUAGUCAAUAAGUUCCUUUCUUUUCUCUGUCCUCUUGUUGUGGGGCAGACUGGCUCGUACAUGCACAUGCAUUACCCGUCGCUGCCAUUUCUAAUAGAAAUCAGCGUAUGGUUCGAACUUGAUAUGUCAGUAGACACCAUAUGGAAGCCCUAAAAACUACAACAAAGAUGACUUCACAAAGUGGUGACCCUCACCCCAUCCCUGCUUGUGAAUGACUGAGCAUUUCAUGGAAGCUGCUUUUAUACCCAAUCAUGGCACCCACCUGUUCCCAAUUAGCCUGUUCACCAGUGGGAUGUUCCGAAUAAGUGUUUGAUGAGCAUUCCUCAACUUUCUCAGUCUUUUUUGCCACUUGUGCCAGCUUUUUUUAAACAUGUUGCAUGCAUCAAAUUCCAAAUGAGGUAAUAUUUGCAAAACAUAACGUUUCUCAGUUCAAACUUUAAGUAUAUUGUCUUUGCAGUCCAUUCAAUUGAAUAUAGGUUGAAUAGGAUUUUCAAAUAAUUGUAUUCUGUUUUUAUUUACGAUUUAUCCAACGUGCCAACUUCACUGGUUUUGGGUUUUGUACGUACGUGUGUCCGCUGUACUCACCCAUGCAUUCAUAUGUGUGUGUGUGUGAUUAAUGAUGGGACAGGUGGGUCAUCGGGGCAUUUUUUAAAAGUCUAUAGCACUCUGUGUAGCAUUUAUUUUAUGUAU